AUUUAUCUAUUUCUCAGGAAUUCCCAUUGGAUGAUACAGAUUUUCCAUCUCUUCAUUUGAAGGAAAAUUCCUUGUCGCCUCGAAAGUGGCUAUCCAUACGUGAAAUUUCGGAUAUGCUGCCUCGAGUUUUGGCCUUCACCCUGGUUCGCCGAUCUGCAGGUCAAGAUGCUGCCUCCGUGUGUAGAACGUUCGCUAAUUCUUCCUUCGGGGUGAGGAAGUCUUCCGUGGGUGCCGCGUUUUCACAAACUGAUGUUCGUGAGCCCAAAACCGCGCCCAUGACCGAUAGGCAGGAUUCUGUGUUCGAGUCGUUCGCCAAGAUGAAGUGUGACGAUGGUGUUCAUGAAAAAAUCCUGUUGGAUGCCCAGUUUGCCGCUUUAUGUGAUGCAAUUGACAAGAAUUGCCAUAAGGCAUCGCCGGCUGUUCUGCACAAAUGUAUCGCAAAUUCCAUUGCAUUGGGCCUACCGGCGGAUACGAGAGUCGUUGCUUGUCUUGAGAACGAAUUGCUUUGGAAUCUCCGGAAAUGCAAAUUUCGUUUCCUCGUCCAGAUUGCGCCAUUUUAUGCGGAACUUCAAAGAAGCGACAUGGAGCGGAGGCUGUAUUCAGAAUUAAAAACAUCUAUACAACGGCGAUGGGUCGAGAUUGAUAGCUUGAAGGAUGCGUGGAAGCUAUUUGCGUGUGAGAAUUUUGGUGAGGAAUUCUUGGCCCGCCUGGAAGAUCGGUGCAUUGAGCUCUCGGCAACAGCUGCGCCCCAGGAUUUGCAGAAAACGUUAUGCACUUUAGCUGUAACGAAGCGCCGUCCCGGUCCUUUGCUACGAGCCUUAGCAUACCACCUUGCCCGUCAAGAAAUGACGUUGACUCCACGUCAGCUAGCGGAUCUUCUGUCCGCUUUGUAUACCUUAAGCUUUCCUGAUCACCCGCUCAUCGAUAGGAUCUCCGCCGAAUUGAAGUUGAAGCUUCCGGACACCGGCAGCCUUCCUGUCGUUCGCAGUGUUCUUGUGUCUGUUGGCUUGUUGCGUUGGAGGAAUACUGGAUUGAUCGAUUCUCUGUGUGAGCUAUUAGCAGCGAGCAAGGAGCAGUUGAAGCCAUCGGAUCGAGUUUCUGCGUUGCAUACGUUGGCGGUUAUUAAUUACCUACCGCAAGGUGUUGAGGACUUCUUAUUGACAGAUAUUCUGGAGAAGGAGUCAUUAGAUGCCUUACCUGUUGCGAGUGCCGUCACAUCUGUAUGGGCUGCUGUGCUCUUGCAAAAGGCAACGAGUGAUUCUGUUCGAAAUUUACUCAAAAGAAUUUCGACGGACAUNACAGAUAUUCUGGAGAAGGAGUCAUUAGAUGCCUUACCUGUUGCGAGUGCCGUCACAUCUGUAUGGGCUGCUGUGCUCUUGCAAAAGGCAACGAGUGAUUCUGUUCGAAAUUUACUCAAAAGAAUUUCGACGGACAUCACCUCCGUUGAUCCUUCGAAAAUGUCAAGCAUUUUACAGUUCGCCAAACUUGGAAAAAUACCUGUUCCUGACAAGAUUUCUGCGUUUGUCGAGAAGCACGCUAGUCAACGCCGUGCCUCGAGUUCCAAGGAGUCCUUCUGUUCGUCUAUUGUGCAAGCUUUGACACAUUUGGUUCCCAAACCGAAGUAUUUGAAGGAACCUUCGAAACUAGCUUGCGGAACGCAACUGGAUGCCGAAUUUCUAGUGAACGAAGAGUUCGAACCAGUACCUUUGGAAAGUAAGAGUGAAUCAGCAGCGAAAUCGCGGAGAGUCGCUGUCUGUUGUUGGAGCUAUCCGGAUUAUUGCCAGGGCUCUGAUGAACUCACUGGUUAUGCCAGCUUUGUGAAACGUUGUUGCGUGCAAAGCGGGUGUUUGGUGCUGGAAGUUACUCAUAAAGAAUUCAACGCGACGGAUAAGCUCGUGACGAAAGCUGAUGCUUUGUUCGGCACGAGAGCGAGAAGGGCUUUCGGAGAGGCCACUUUACCCAUGAUUGCAGUUGUUGGAAUCGCCAUGUUUGUGGCAGUUUCGCUCAUCCGGGGACAAGCUGAACGAUUACUUUCUUCAUUGAAGACGAUUAAUUACAAUGCAGACGUCACAUUGAGAAGGCCGUGGUUGGAAGCUUGCAGAUCUCAGCUGGACCUGGUGAAGCAGUUCACACCACCAAAGACUUAUUGUGAUCCGGAAACAAGUCUGAUCUUUCUCAAGACACACAGAACUGGAAGCUCUACGAUACAAAACACCAUCUUGCGGUUUGGAGACCGGAACAACUUAACCUUCGCUUUCCCACCUCGGGGAAAUUAUUUUUGGUUUGCUGCCGACAUUCCCAAGGAAAUGUACCCUGUUCCGGGGCACAGGUUCCACUUGUUCUGUUUCCACACUGUUAUGGACAAGUCAGAUAUCAAGAAGAUGAUGAGCCCGAGAGCCAAGUGGGUGACUGUCAUGAGGGAUCCUGAGCAUGUCUUUGAGUCCAUGUUCAGGUAUUUUGGGAUGAGUGGACCGCGUUACUUCAACCAAUCCUGGGAGCAACUCUUGGACAACCCUCCACCACCUGAAGGGCGCUUCAAAAUGCUUCUCUAUGGCACGAAUCAAAUCAGCCUAGACCUGGGAAUGAGUGUGCAUCAUUUCCACAUCCCAAACAGAGUGAAAGCAUAUCUCCAGUUCCUUGAAGAAACAUUUUCCUUGGUGAUGAUCGCUGAGCAAAUGGACGAGUCGUUGGUGUUGUUGCGACACCACUUGUGCUGGGACAUCACAGAUGUCGCCUCAUUCCACUUCAACGCGCGGUUCAACAAAGCGCAAAGCGCGGAUCCUUUGGACUCGCUCACAGAGAAGCAACGUCGCAAUUUGAAGAUAAUCACUUCGGCAGACAGAGUCUUGUAUGACAAGUUUAAAUCGUUGUUUGAAGCUCGGAAAGUUGCUUUCGGGGCGGAAAGAAUGAAUGUUGAGACUGAAGCGUUACGUUGCGUGAGAGAGGAGCUGAAGAAAGCGUGUGGCGUGAAAACGCUGAAAGCCAAUUUCAUUCAGCCUUCGGGGAUGUUCCAACCCUACGGACCUGCCAUGGGGUUCAUACCGGAUCCGGAUCCGAAUUUCAAGGGGUACGAGGAGUUUGAUUGGAUUUGCAAUGCCAUGUCGUACACAGAAGAACGAUACAUUGACGUACUGCGGGAGAAGCAGAAAUCUCAUGGCGGCGCCCGUCUAAAUCCUGUUGGGUCACCGAAAAUUGGAAUAGCGCCCUGUAUUGUAUUCCCUUUCCUGAAUGGAGGAGGAGCUCCGUACGGGAUUGACGUCAUAAGGCCGUUCGUUUAUCCGACGUUGUGUGUGCCCCUCUACGUCAGGGACCCCGCUGCCGCAGCUUUCGGGGGUAGGGAGUAUUUGAAGUUUCGCGGGCGCUUCUCAUGGCAGCUGCCUGCUAUGGAUGACGGAGGCAGUCGUCCACCUGGCUGUGGUAGCGGAGGAGGGAUCAACAAGCUUCCUAUUCGUGUUGGAUUCUAUGAAAUUGAACAAACCAUUGGCAAAGGGAAUUUUGCUGUUGUCAAAUUGGCCCGGCACCGCAUUACGAAGACGCAGGUUGCCGUGAAAAUUAUUGACAAGUCGCAAUUGGAUAGCAGCAAUUUGGAGAAAAUAUACAGAGAAGUAACGAUUAUGAAGCAAUUGAAUCACCCGCACAUAGUGAAGCUGUAUCAAGUUAUGGAGACAAAGAAUAUGUUGUAUCUUGUCACGGAGUACGCCAGCGAAGGAGAAAUGUUUGAUUAUAUUGCAAAGAAUGGCCGAUUGGCAGAACCUACUGCAAGACGUAAAUAUUGGCAAAUAGUAUCUGCGGUGGAGUACUGUCACAAAAAGAAAAUCGUUCACCGAGAUCUCAAGGCCGAGAAUCUGCUGUUGGAUCAAGCAAAAAAUAUAAAAAUUGCUGAUUUUGGAUUCAGCAACUAUUAUGAUCCUGACGGUGGGCAUUUAUCGACGUGGUGUGGAAGUCCUCCGUAUGCCGCUCCGGAAGUUUUCGAAGGAAAACAAUACGUUGGUCCUGAAAUCGAUGUUUGGAGCUUAGGUGUAGUGCUUUAUGUCCUCGUCUGUGGAGCGUUACCAUUCGAUGGAUCAAGUCUGCAUUGUCUGCGUGACAGAGUAUUAUCCGGAAGAUUUUGGGUUCCGUACUUCAUGUCAACUGAGUGUGAAAAUUUAGUAAGAAAAAUGCUUGUUGUCGAACCUACGAAACGCUAUUCUCUGGACGAAGUGAAGAAGCAUCCUUGGAUGAACAUGGGCGAUCCGCCGAAACUUCUUCCACCACGACCAGAUAUUCAGAUGGAUCUCAAUAAUCAAAUAGUGCGCUUAAUGCAAAGUCUGGGUAUCGACCAAGUGAAGACACGCGAGUCGGUACAGAAAAGGAAUUUCGAUCACCACUCCGCGAUAUACAUGCUUUUGGUGGACAAAUUGCAUCAGCAUCACAGCACCGGUGUAUCAGCGGUUUCAUCAGAAGCCUCUGGCCAAAGACGUCCAAGUUGUGUGGCUGACAAUGCGAUUAUGCGACGUAUCGUCGAUCCUUCUUCCUUACUUCCUUCAACUGGUCGCCGGGAACUUGUCCGAAUGGAGACCUCACCAGACUCGCAUCUCUCCACCGUUCCGUCGAAUGCAUUAUACUCUGAACCUUCAGCCCCGUUCGGACUAAAUGUCGUUCACGAAGACCAAGUGGCAGACACGAGUCCCUACAAAGGAUUGUCCAUUGAUGAAGGCGUCGAGUGCGAAGCUGAUGUGUCGGUGUCAAGCUCGAGCUUGAGUCUGUGUGAUUCAGUACACGUUCGUGGGCGUAUUUUGCAUCAAAUGUCUCACCAGUACAGCAGAGACUCUGGUGUUUCUGGUCCGUACAUGUCGGACGCGUCUCCUCGUGGCAGCAUGGUUAGCUCCAUGUUUGAAAGCUUCGACUCGCAGCAUACUGACGGGGGACAAGCAUCGUGUGUGGGUGAUAUGAAUUCGGAGACAGAGUGGGGAGUGGGUCAGGCAGGUCAGCCUGAGAGUAUCGGCAGGAUGGUUGCAGUGUUGGACAGUGGAGAUGGACAGGCGACAGGCGAAUUAUGGGAAUCGAGGGACGAGUUUGUGGGUGGCUUAGUGGACCUGUGCGAAGGUCAAGAUUUGUUUGAAGGAUCCGUCACGCAGAGGCUGAAUGAACCCGGAAAAUGUGAAACGCUGAUAACCGAAUCUUCACUGACCAAAAGCAGCGAUGCGUAUCGGGGAUUCAUGAGAUCCGAAGAACAGGCGAGCCAUGAUCAGAUGGUGAAUACAGGAAAAUCUCUGUGGUCGUCGUCAGCAGCGAGGCGUUUCUACGCUGGUCAUCUCCAGCCAAAGUUGCAUCCAUCUUCUUCAGCAGAGCAUUUGAGUUUGAUGAAGCACUCGAUCGCUCGGCAGGCAAAUUUUGGUCAUUACGGUGGCGAUCAGUCACGAUUUUUGGCAUUCCAGAACAGCUUUCCGCAGCAAUCGUCGAAGCAACUCGGUGGACUCGCCGUGUUCCAGCCGAUUGCUGAGGACCACGUCAUGUCCCCGGGCAGUCCUGGUACCCUGACCCAUUCCCUGUCCUUGGGUGCUCCUGAUCAAGCAACUUACCAGCCGAGUCAGUGGGACGACCAGAUGAUGGCUGAGCAGAUGGAAGGCGCCGCGGCUCCGGCAAAUUGGCAACAGUUGUCUUCUGCCAUGGCUGCGUGUCAACUAUCAAAUUACAGUUCGGCGGGCGAUGUCAUGAAUUUUGGCGGAAUUCAGCGAGCGUCGACGACCAUGUCGACUGCGGACGCCAGUUCGGAAAUUCCGCUGCAGUGCCCGAAAAUGCCACCCAAGAAAUCUGGCGAAAAAGUUGGGGCCAAGGGCAAGGACGCCAGUGCAUCAGGCGAUUCAAAAGGAAAAGAAAAGAAAGGGGGAACUGCUGUCAAAGUACGAGAUAUUGUGAAUUAUGUGAUUGAUUCGAGACGCGUUAUCGAAGGAAAUAUGUUUGGUCGAUUCCGCCUGCUUUUUGGGCGGAAUGCUCCAGCACCACCACUUAUGCUCGGUGGUGUCACGAUCUUUGGGAGAGAAUUCUUCGUAUCAAAUGACACUCCACGCAUGUCGGAAACUAGGAAAAGAAUUUUGGAGAGGAUCGAGGAUCCGAAUGAAACCGGAUUGGACCGUCUCCAAGUGAUGUACAGCUUUGAUGAAUACGGAAAUCUGAGUCCGGAACUGGGCCUCGUGAAAUCCGGAUUUCUUCUUGGUUUGCUCGGCGGAGGAAUCGUCGGGGCCACGGUCCAUGCUAAAGAAGCUCUGCACACAUUCAUACGACAAAAUACUGAGCGGCAGUUCAUGAACCACCUGGAAGCCAAGCGAGCCCUUCAAGAUAAAAUUUACCUGGCCAUGAUGAAGGCAAGUGGUGGGGCGAAAUGGGGCACCAAACUCGGACUAUGGACCAGUAGUUUUCUUCUUGUUGGUAUGACGAUAGCCGUGUACCGGAACAAGUCGGGUUUCUUUGAGUACAUCGUCGGGGGUGCAAUUGUAGGAACGUUGUUCAAGUUCUCACUUGGCCCCAAGGGGAUGUUGGCGGGUGCUUUUGGAGGCGCGGUCGGUGGAGUGGUAGCUGGCGCCAUGAACAGUCUGAUUGGUGUGGUUGCUGGAUCUUCAAUAUCGGAGCGUCGAUAUUGGAUGUACAAAUUGAGAGAAAAAUCCAACGAAACCCAAGACUACCUUGUGACUGUGAGUCGGCAGGUGAACGACGUUCUCAACCCGGAUUACGUCGUCCACGAAUGUCGCAUUCUUUCUGAAGAAGAAGAACGGAGAAAAGCUGCGAUUGAAGAAGCUCGUAAGCAAGUUGCUGCUGACGUAGCUCAAGUUGGAAAAAUCGGUAGCAACAGUGAAACACCACCACCACCACCACCUGGAUCUAAACCAUCAGCUGUGGCUAGUGAAGCGAAAUCAUGAAAUUAGUUCAUGGGAUUCUUUAUGAGAGGUAUUGCCUCAUUGUAUCGCGUCAUUGAAUAUAACGGAUGUUAGCCAAA
Notodromas monacha is the source of this 6973-nucleotide messenger RNA. The record is from the annotation of a GenBank genome assembly. NCBI's taxonomy places the organism in Eukaryota, Metazoa, Arthropoda, Ostracoda, Podocopida, Cyprididae.